This is a messenger RNA of Closterium sp. NIES-65, 624 nucleotides long. NCBI's taxonomy places the organism in Eukaryota, Viridiplantae, Streptophyta, Zygnematophyceae, Desmidiales, Closteriaceae. The record is from the annotation of a GenBank genome assembly.
AUGGGAGGACUUAUUAUAGGCAGCAUGGCCGUUUGGGUGUUUGGCUACGGUUCACUAGUAUGGCGACCGGGUUUCGCAUUCUCUGCGCGGGUGCCGGGACACAUUCGCGGCUACCGACGCGUCUUCUACCAAGGCAACACGGACCACAGAGGCACGCCGGAGAAGCCGGGGAGGACAGUGACGCUGGUAGAGGAGCAAGACGCCGUUACUUAUGGCGUUGCGUAUCGCCUCGCAGGGAAGGAGCAAGAGCAGCACGAGAUUCUCCAGUAUCUGAGGCACCGGGAGAAGGAGUAUGACCAGCAGGUCGACAUUGACUUCCAUGCGGUCAGCCAUGCCCAUGGGGUGCACUGUGUGGGGUGCAGGGUCGGAUGCGGGGAGCCAUCAGGCGGCCACCCUCCUGUCAUUCAAGUCCUGGUCUUCAUUGCCUCGGACAACCCGGUCUCCAACCCCUACUAUCUCGGCCCAGCUCCCCUUGAAGACAUGGCAUGGCAGAUAGCAACAGCGCGGGGGCCGUCGGGACCCAAUGCAGAGUACCUGUUGAACCUACACAAGGCGCUCAGCGACCUGGGUACGUGCGUGUGUGCUCUUCACCCGUGCUGGCUCUGCACGGCCUUUCAGGGUUAA